AUGGCAGAGAGAAUGCAGUCUAUAUUCAAGCAAAAACCCCCACGCAAGUUUUUCUGCGACUUCCAGAACUGCGGAAAAUCCUUCACGAGGGCAGAGCAUCUCCAAAGGCAUGAGCUGAACCACCGUGACUCACCAAACACCUGCGCUAGAUGCUCCGCACACUUUGCCCGGCCGGACCUAUUGGAAAGACAUAUGGAACGGCACGCGCAGAAGGACAAGGAGGCAGGCGGGGAAGGGCUCGGGAUCUUGGUCACGAGGAAACGGUGCUGGCGUGACGAAAACGGUAAUAUCACGACAAAGCGGCCGGCGUCGAGUGUGGCCGCCGUUGGGAAGGCUCUUGAAGCUCAGCGGCAGAGGCGGGGCGACAGCAGUGACGAUAGUGGUUCGAAUGAUCCGAGAUCUCCUGCGCACGCUGGAUCAUCGUCGUCGAGCCGGAAACGGAGGGAUACUAGUGCUGCCCACGAGGAGAAGAAGGUUGUCGAUGAUGCGGGCUUCCGGAGGUUUGAGUAUGAGCAGCUGGAGAUGCAGGAUCGGAGUUUGCAGAGUGAUAAUUUCGUCCUAGCUCCGACGGUCCAGCAACAGCAGGGUUUCUAUCUACCGGAGGCCACCACUACAGUUAUUGAUGGGACUCUCAACCAGUACCAUGGGAGUUAUGAUCCUAAUAUCUUUGAAGCGAAUACAGCACAGAGCUUGGGUAUGCCUUUCAGUGGUGGUUACAAUAAUUGCAAUUGGUUUUAUGAAGAAGACAUGGCACAAUCGGGGGAAGCUCAGGAGAACAUUGACAUGGCCUUGAAUCGGGAUCUGAGGACGGGUCACGUUAGCACACCUCUCCGAGCGGGGCCGGGCUACAUCGAAGGCCCGGGAUUGCUAACAACAACAAAUGAACCAUACCCUAAUUUUCCGGCUCAAGUCCACCAAGUCCACCAAGUCCACCAAGUCCACCUGCCACAGCAACAGCAGCAAUUUACCAAACCAGAGUUGCCACAGAAUAACUGCAAUUCCUACUUUGAAACACCGACGAAGUGCAAGGGUUGCAGAAAAUUGUCAUCAGCUACAACAAAGAACAAUUCUAUACCCCCGAGCCUCUCACGGCACCCCUCCACAUUCAGACAGCUCAACGAGCCCACACGGAAACGGAUCCUCGACUUCCUAAUACGAGCGACGACAUGUCCCGACACCGGAUCAUCACCUUUCGGAUGGGAAAACCCACUGCUCUGUCUCUCCUCUCUCCAAAGUUAUCUAGAUCUAUCAUUUACUCGGUUUCACCCAUCGAAUCCAUCGCAUCCACCGCUCGAUCGGCAAUCUUUUAAUCCAAAUUCUACCAAUACUUUGUUAUUGACGAGUAUGAUGAUAAUGGGCGGAUCAACAACCAAUAAGGAGACAGAAUACUUGAGUCUCAUAGUUUAUUGCCUGCUGAUAAAAGUAUUAGUAAAUUCUGGCUACUUUCAUGCUACACCUCAAGAGCCAUGGGUACAGCAUACAGUUUGGUUUCUUAAAAACUGGAAAAAGCUGGAUUGA
Morchella sextelata is the source of this 1518-nucleotide messenger RNA. RefSeq lists its product as uncharacterized. Gene Ontology annotation, molecular function: DNA-binding transcription factor activity, RNA polymerase II-specific; RNA polymerase II cis-regulatory region sequence-specific DNA binding. The coding region runs from base 1 to 1518 and encodes 505 amino acids. The transcript has 5 exons. The record is from RefSeq and is a predicted model, not a curated record. NCBI's taxonomy places the organism in Eukaryota, Fungi, Ascomycota, Pezizomycetes, Pezizales, Morchellaceae. Gene Ontology annotation, biological process: regulation of transcription by RNA polymerase II. Gene Ontology annotation, cellular component: chromatin.